GCCGUGAGAGACAGCAGACAAACUCCAGUGUGAAGAUCCUCGAGAUCAGGAUUGAGUUUCUCCACACUUACAGCCUCAGGUGUUCCUGAACCUCUGUUUUAAACCUGAUACUGCUCCUGAGGAGAUCUGAAACCCUCACAUUUACUCUGACAUCAGCAGGUUUACAGUGUCAACUCUUCCAGAAGAUAAACACAGAUUGUCAUAAUGGCGACGCACAAGCGGAUCCUACGUUCACUCGGUAAUGGCCCGACGAGGCGAAGUCUUUUCGGGCCGGUGGACCGAGAGCAGCUGCAGCGUGAGUACCGGGCGGCACUACGGCGCGAUCUGGAGGACGCAUCACGGCGCUGGAGCUUCGACUUUGCGUCUGAGAAGCCACUGGAGGGUGGAGACUUCCACUGGGAGGGCGUGUCUGGAGUGCGUGUGCCUCUGCUUUACCGCACGUGUCAGGAAAAUAAGCAGAAACGGCCCCGUGAGGCUCAUCAGCCCGGACCAUCCGCCGCCGGGAAGGAAAACAUCCCGAAAACACCAGAGCGAUGUGCUGCGCUCCUGCAUGAAGUGGAGAAAACCCCCGAGAAGAGGAACGAGCUGAAACGCAAACAGACCAACAUCACAGAUUUCUACCAAGCCAAGAAGCGUCUAGUGGCCACGCCGCGCAAAUCCGGCCAGUAGCUGACGAGCACACACACAGAUACACCGAUAAACUCUUGACCUGCAUCUACCUUCAUCUGUCUGGAGCUGCAUUCGUCUCGUAGCAGCGUUAUCGACAGAAAACGACCUUCAGGAACCAGAGACGACACCGUUUAUGCCAUUUUAUUUCAACCGUUUCAUGUCAACGGUUAACAUUUACAAAUGGAAAUGUUCUGGAAAGAUCCAUUCCUCAGUCUUCCAGAGAUUGUCUCUCGACGGGACCACAGAAUCAUGACAACUGUUUCAUUUCGAACAAUAUAAAGCGCUGAUUUUUAUUUCAGCGUACACAUAUUCACAUUGCCUUAUUGCACAAUACGUAGCUAAUUUUUCAAAACUCUAAACAUUUGGUGCCAAAUGUUGUUUUUUCCUUCUUAUAUUUAUAAUUCUAACCCUUUAUGUUAUUAUACACAUAAACCUACAUGAAGCUGCACGUAAGUUCUCACACAUUUAUAGUAAAUCAGCUGCAGUUACGUUUUUUACUACAUUAAAUUUUGUUUAAAAAAAAAAAAAACACUUGGUGACAUUCAUGAAACACGAGCAGAAAGAACUGAAAUUACAAAUUCGUUUUUGCAUAACUGGAAAUUAACGUACACAUUUUAAUGAAAACAUUUUUGCGCAAAUUUUUUGUGUUGAAAUAAAUUAAGAAUGGAAGUUUACGUGCACAAAAUGUAGUAAGAAUUGUGCAAAUAAAAUUACAUUAAAUUAAAUGUGCACAAAAUUAGCAUGAGAAUGCUUUACAAAGAAUUAUAGCAAAAAAUAAUUCUAAGAAAUAUUUUAAAUAUAUUGCAAUGAUAGUUUAAAUACAAGAAAAAAACGUAACCAAUAACUGAAAUUAACACACCGUUUUUUACGAAGAAUUUGAUCAUUUUUACUCAAUUUGUUCAUAAAAAUCUCAUUGCGCAAAAUGUCUAAUUGAGAAUUAGCGAAAAAAAAAAUUUGAUUGUAAAAAAAAUUCCACAAAUUCUCAAUUGACAUUUCGCGCAAUUCAAUUUUCAUACAAUUUGGAUUAGAUUAGACAGCACAGGACUGUUUUAGUUAGAACUACACCGAAAAUAUUUUAGAAAAGAGUCGCUUUCAUAUUAGUGUAAAACUGAACAAAAAAAUCUAAGAGAAAUUAAAAUACAGUAUUUUUUCGUAACGAAUUUGCACAGAAGUGCGUUCUGCUCUUGCUCCAUGAACGCUGAAACUACAGCAUAUUUACAAGCACUCUACAAAUACAAUAAAAUAAACUUCAAAAGAAGUAGGAACGCCAGCUUUCAUGCUUUUCCUAAUCAAGAUCUCAGCUCUGUCAGCUUUCUGAAGUUUAGCAUUCAGCUCGUUUCCUGCUCUAUAACUCUUCUUGUUUUCUACUUGUAGUUUUCUGCAAUCCCGUCUGUAAAUAUCCUGUUUAUUGGAAAAUUCGCUGUCGAUUGAGAAUUGCACUUGGGUUUCUUUCUUUUUUUUUUGGGGUAGUGUAGCCUGCACAGGUCUGUUAUUGUUAAAGAGCUCUAAAUAUAUGCUGUAUUUAUUUUACAGAUUAAUAUUGUGUUGUAGAUUUACAUGUAAUUGUUCUUGUAAUAAAGCCGUUUAUGAUAUAAA
Danio aesculapii is the source of this 2265-nucleotide messenger RNA. It is a transcript of the gene cdkn1a, whose product is annotated as cyclin dependent kinase inhibitor 1A. The coding region runs from base 205 to 669 and encodes 154 amino acids. Lineage: Eukaryota; Metazoa; Chordata; Actinopteri; Cypriniformes; Danionidae. Gene Ontology annotation, molecular function: cyclin-dependent protein serine/threonine kinase inhibitor activity. The transcript has 3 exons. Gene Ontology annotation, cellular component: nucleus. The record is from RefSeq and is a predicted model, not a curated record. Gene Ontology annotation, biological process: regulation of mitotic cell cycle; signal transduction by p53 class mediator.